Molecule: messenger RNA, 2652 nt
Organism: Procambarus clarkii (red swamp crayfish)
Lineage: Eukaryota; Metazoa; Arthropoda; Malacostraca; Decapoda; Cambaridae
Product: alpha-ketoglutarate-dependent dioxygenase alkB homolog 7, mitochondrial
Biological process (GO): fatty acid metabolic process; DNA damage response
Cellular component (GO): mitochondrial matrix
Source: RefSeq, a predicted model, not a curated record
ACAAGCGAGCGUAUAACGACGACACCACAACAUUCAUCGCCACUUUAAUCCACUCUGUGCCUGAUGGAAGAAACUUAUUUGAUUUUACUUAUGGUUCAUUGUCUCUCAGGUGGCCUCGACGGGGACAGGAAGCCAGUGACUUGUCAACGCCCCUCUCAUUGUUCCUGAGGUUGCAGACGAUAUUGUCUCCAAUAACGUGUUUGUUUUUACAACAUAAUACCGGUGUGACGGCACAAAUAAGGGACCCCAAGUGCUGUUGUAGUCCGAGAGAUCACACAAACUGCAAAUAUAACAAAUACUCGGGUCUGUCUGUCAUCCCCAGUGGGAGUGCUGUGUUUCCAGAAGACGCCUCUUAUGCAAUCCAAUUCCUGCAUUCUUUUGGAGCAAGUAGCCCUCACAUAAAACUGCAUACAUCAUAAGGAAAGAGUCUCAAUAUGUCACAUACAAUUACUACAGCUUGUCAGAGAAUAUAUAGAAAUUGGGCUAAUGGUACUACAAUGAAUAAUUAUCUAUAUACUCAAAUAAACAAUUUUAUUCUCAAACCACCAAAAGCAUCAGGAUUAGAGAGUGUCACAUGUGCAGGAAGAUUUUAUUCAAUACAUUCAAUGUCUUUGUCAAAGCAUUCACAUAAAAUUGGUAACCAUUUAAUAUUUCGGAGUGGCUAUGCUCAUACAGUCCUGAAUACUUACUGUGACAUAAGGUUUUUGUCAUCAUUUGAAUCUUCCAUCAUGCAUGGAAGAACUGUACCAGAACAGAAAAUGAAAAGUUCAAGGAACUGCCAAGAACAAAUGCUUAAAUCAAGUACUGAAGAACCAAAUUACUUUUAUUUUCAUCCUUUAUGUCAGCCUGAAAUGCGAAUGAGAGUUGUGUCAAGUUUUGAUGUUGUAAGGGAUUUUAUAAAUGAAGAAGAGGAGGAGAUACUAAUGAAAGAAGUUGAGCCACACCUGAAGAGAAUGAAGUAUGAGUUUGACCAUUGGGAUGAUGCAAUUCAUGGUUUUCGAGAAACAGAACGCUCAAGAUGGGGAAAAGCAGCUACCAUUGUUGUAUCUAGAAUGCGUCAGUAUGCUUUUCCUGCAGAGGAUCAACAGCUGCCACAGAUUCAUGUUCUUGACUUAGCCAAGGCUGGGGUUAUUAAACCACAUGUUGAUAGUGUCAGGUUUUGUGGCAAUAUUAUAUGCGGCUUAUGUUUGCUGAGUGAUGCCGUGAUGAGACUUGUGCACGUAGACAACAAAGAUCAAGUUGUAGAUAUCCUCCUACGUAGGAGGUCACUAUAUGUUAUGAAGGAUGAAUCUCGCUACAAUUAUACUCAUGAGGUUCUUGGUGAGAAAGAUUCUUAUUUUGGUACUGAAUCAAUAUCCCGGGAAAGAAGGAUCUCUAUUAUUUGCCGCAACCACCCAAGAGAAGAUGGAAGUUAACUACUGUACACACGUCUACUCUAGGUACCUCAAAAAUUGAUAAAUGAUGCAUUUGAGGCAGUAAUCUAAAACUAUAUGGGAAUGUAAAAUUCUCUUACAAAUCAGAUGCAGUUUAAUAUAAUUAUGGCAUAAAUGAUUUAGACAUGAGUAAAUCUUCUACUGUAUUGUACUGUACAUGGUAAUGUAUGCACUGUACUGGUAUGAGUUGUUGAUAUAUUCUUCUGUUAUUUAUAAUAUAUCUCUUAAAGGCAAAUGGGUUUGACUAUAAAUAAUAACCAAUGUGCAAUUAGCUUAUACUGUGAUCUUGAACUUAAACUAAUUUUGCUUUAUUGAUUUUGUAUUGUUAUAAUUCUAUUCUGGUGCCCUAAUCACCUGUGCAUGCAGCGUGGAUGUUUACAUGCAUACGUGUGCACCUUUGUGUGUGUAGUGGGGGGGGGGACCAAAUCUCUAAAAGUUUUAAUAAAGAUUUUUAAAUUUUAUGAUAGUACUGUAUUUAUAAUUUAAAUUAUAAGAUAUUUUGGAUUGUUGUAAAACUAAAAUAAAGUUACCAAAAAAGUGUGAUAUUACUGAUUCAGUCAUUCUCAAGAAUCCACAGAUUAUAAUUGUGAAAAGAAUAUAAUAGGUCACAUGAUUUUUUAAUGGCUAUGAUAUAAAUUUUAUCUUUAGAUAAUGUAUACUGUACUAAGAAUCUCCCUAAAGAAGGAGAUUGAGCCUAUUCCAUCAUCACCUGUUCAACCACAACACGUCUACAUGUUCAAGAAUAGAGAAUUAACAACAAGAACAACAGCUAUAACAUCUAGACAAGAUUCCACCACUCUCUACACCCUAGUCUUCUACCCCCCGGGACACUUGUCGUCUGCAGAGGCCCGCACCACUCUGGUCAACAAGCACCUUGAUAGUUUGCAUCUGCCGGCUUCCAAUUACUGUAUCGUUACACCAGUGCCAUCUGCACGGUCAAGCCCCCAAAUAUAUAGAAGCCAGCCAGCUACCACCAGCAGAAUACUCUCCAGUUCACAACUUGCCUACAUCUGCUCUCACACUACCCUGUGUGGUGGUAGAUUUAUGCAGUAUUGUAAAUAGUAUUCCAACACCAUUGAUUUUGAUCCUUAACGUAACAUUAACUUGUUUGUUUGCUUUUCAUUUUUGCACUGUAUUAUUAAGCCAAAUCAUAGAGGAACUAUUUUUAUUUCAUGUAAAUUGUUAGUUAUUUUUUGUCAUAGUAAAGUAUUUAAAUUUU